Messenger RNA from Phasianus colchicus (ring-necked pheasant), 812 nucleotides. The record is from RefSeq and is a predicted model, not a curated record. NCBI's taxonomy places the organism in Eukaryota, Metazoa, Chordata, Aves, Galliformes, Phasianidae.
AUGAGCGCGGCGGUAACCGCGGGGCUGAGGGAGAACGGGAAGGGUUUUAACAAUAAUCUUCUUUCCUACAGAGCAGCAACACCCAGAGAAAGUUGUCUGUGUGCUGCAGGUGAUGCACUUGUGAGUUACCAAAGACACUACAGAUCCCGUCCUACACAUGGCAUUGGGAAGUAUAAAUAUCUGCUCCCAAAGGAGGUUCCAAAGCGAAAAAGGGAUAGAGUACAGAUGAAAGAGAUAAAUGUUGGGACUGAACAUGAGUACGGAGAUAUUAACAUCCAGAUGACUUCCUAUGAUAUGUGUCUCGUGGAGCACUUUGCUCGAUAUGUGCAUAAACUCUGCAACCAUUUGUCCAUUAGAGUGAUUGAAAGCUACGCGAUGCCCACCAAAACCAACGAAGUGCUGUUCUUGGAAGAGAGAGGCUCCAAAAUGCAGCUGGAUGCAGUCCUCACGACCCACCAGAGGGUUGUCCAGAUCAGCAGAUUGAGCUCAACGUUUGCUCCAAUAUUCUUGGAAAUUAUUCAGAGUAAUCAGCCUGAAGGGGUCCAUCUGUUAAUGAAAGAGCACACAGAAACUGACUUCAAGAGCCGACUGAAGUCCCGACCAGAACUUGAAGAGCUGCUGGCCCAGUUGAGCUGAGGUGUUGGAGAACACUGUCCAUUUCAGAGCCAUCCCUGGGAAUGUAAGGCUGAUCUUCCUCAGCUGCUCAAGCUUCCAGAAAGUUGACCUUGUGAGCUCUGUACUGACAAUGAGAAAUUUCCAUCGUUAUGAAGCGUCUCAUCUUAAUAAGGACAAAUACAUAUGUUUGUAUCUGA